AUGGUGCUUAAGUUUAAAGAAAAUCUGACUGCUGAAAUAAGACGAAUUUCUGAAGAACUAAAGGAAGUGCAAUACAUUGAUAAAGUCGCUAAGAAACUGGCUGUCGGUUUAACUGAUGAAAUAAGACGAGUUUCUGGUGAAAGUGUAAAAGAGAGAGUGCAAACAAUAGAUAAUGUUGUGAAGAAUAUGAACACCAGUAUAACUGCUGAAAUAAGACGAAUUUCUGAGAAAGUGAAAAACAUAGAAAAUGUUGUUGAAAAGCUGCAAGUCAGUAUGACUGCUGAAAUACCAUGCAUUUGUGAGGAAAGGAUAGCAGAAAAAGAAUCACGUCGAAGAGACGAUCGUGCUUUGUCUAUGUGUAUUGGUAUUACCGCUAUAAGCACUCAUAUCAAAUCUGUAAGAAGAGUUUGCGGUACCGGAGAAUCAUGUGAUAACAUUAAGUUUGAAAUGUUUCAAUGCUUUGCAUUUAUAUCACCGAAGUGAAAAAGAGACAUCUCCAAUGGCGUAUUUGUAUGGUACCGGUGGAUGUCCCGGCAAAUUUUGUGGACCAAACUACUGCUGCUGCCACAAGUAAUAUCCAGAUAUGUCAGUCGGAAUUAAAUUCGUAAAUCACAAUGUAAAAACCAUUUGAGAUAACAGCAAAUGUCAAUAUGAACAGAUAUUUAAUAAAGAGGUUAAAAGUAAACUGAAUCAUGGA
Mytilus trossulus (common blue mussel) is the source of this 697-nucleotide messenger RNA. RefSeq lists its product as uncharacterized. The record is from RefSeq and is a predicted model, not a curated record. The coding region runs from base 1 to 483 and encodes 160 amino acids. Lineage: Eukaryota; Metazoa; Mollusca; Bivalvia; Mytilida; Mytilidae. The transcript is spliced from 7 exons.